UUUUUACUGUUGAUUUUCUGCGCGAAAAAUAAUUAAAAGAAGUAUAAAAAUUGCUAUGCUUUCCGUAUUACAAUUUCAAUAUGUCAAGUUAUAUAUAGAUCACAUUAUAUCAUGACAUUUGUUCAAAGAACACUUUGUAUUGUAGCAGCAUUAAGUGGUUUACAAAUAAAUAAAUAAAUGAUAACCGAGUGUUUACAACCAAUAACAAUUUUAUCUAAUAUCUAAUAGUGCUCAAAGUAUCUAAUGUAAACAUAUUUGAUUCAAAAUGUUCUUUAUAAAUUAAUUUUCAUUAAGUACAUCAAAAGUAUAAAAAUUAUUAGAUAAGACUUCACUAUUUAAACAAUCGAAUAAAGGUUAUAUUACAACAGAGUCAAUAUGUUACGAAUUCACAAUGGACUAAUUUGUGCCUUAUUAGUCAUCAUUACCCUAGGAACUGCAGUUUCAAUAAAACUUAAUGGAGAAGGCAUUAAUUUUGAUCUAGAUCCGACAACGAAAGGAAUUAAAUUGACAGCUAGCACAGGCAACAUCAGUAAAGUAGUAGGAACACUAGGAUUUUCCCAGGAUUAUUCAAAAAUAAAUUGCAUCGGAGAACCAAUAUGCCAACUUAAUGAUGGAUAUACCUUACAAACAACUCUUGAAAGGGAUGGUCUUAGAAUAAUAUGGAAAGCACCAAAUACAACAGGUGCCUUCCAGGAUUGUUUUGAAUUAGAAGAUGGUGUAGAAUGGUAUGGAGGGCCACAAAGGAGAGUGCAAAGUUGGCCAAUCCAAAAACUGAAAAUAUCAGGUGAUUUACCUUAUGUUUUAAGACGAGAUGACAAUUCUGGUGUUGCUGAAAGGUACUGGCUAAAUUCUAAAGGAGCGUAUAUUUAUAUUAAUUCCAAGGUACCUUUAUUUGUUGACCAAAAUGUUAAACACAAGAACAAAGUAUGUUUUAUUGCUAAACUUGCCGGACCAUAUGUUAAUAGAGAACAGUAUUUCCUAGAUUACAAUAUUGUUUUAAAAAAUGAUCCCAAGGAAGCACAUCUGCAUGCAAUUAACACAUAUUUGGGCAAACCAACGGGUCACCCUCAUGAUGGGAUGAUAACUGAACCAAUAUGGACGACUUGGGCUAAAUACAAAAAAGAAAUAAAUGACAAAACAGUUAUUAAAUUCGCCAAUGAUAUAAGAAACCAUGGAUAUAAAAAAGGUCAACUUGAAAUAGAUGAUAACUGGGAGACUUGCUACGGAGCCCAAGAAUUUUCAACCACUACUUUUCCGGAUAUAGGAAAUACUGUUUUAGAAUUAAAAAAACUUAAUUUUAGAGUAACUUUAUGGGUCCAUCCUUUCGUUAAUAGUGAUUGUCAAGAUAACGCAGAUAUAGGACUAAAAGAAGGUUACUUCUUAAAAGAUAACAAAGAAAAUGCUACUGGGAGCUGGUGGGAUGGUAAUACUGCUUAUCAAAUUGAUUUUACAUAUGACAAGGCUGCUAAAUGGUGGUCAAGUAGACUGUUAAAACUUCAAGAACAUCCUGGAAUUGACAGCUUUAAAUUUGAUGCUGGUGAAAGUGACUACGCGCCACAGCCUUCAAAUUUUAUACAUGCGGAUAUUGAGGACACCCCUGAUAUUUUAAGUGAACGUUAUCUCAGAACUUGCGCUAAAUUUGGAUCACUUAUCGAAGUUAGGUCUGCUUCAAGAACACAAGAUUUACCAAUAUUUGUUCGAAUGCUUGACAAGGAUUCAAACUGGGGUGAAGACAAUGGACUCUACACAUUAAUCACCACUCUCUUUCAGCUGAAUCUGAAUGGAUAUACAAUGGUUCUUCCUGAUAUGAUAGGAGGAAAUGGAUAUAAUGGUACGAUUCCAGAUGCUGAACUACUUGUUCGUUGGGCACAAGCAAACACUUUCAUGCCGGCAAUGCAAUUCAGUUAUUUACCUUGGGAAAUCACGAAUGACACUUUUGAUGCUCCAAAAAUCGUUCAAAAAUUUGUGGAAUUGCAUGAAAAGUAUGCUCCAAACAUUAUAAAGGCCAUGGAACGAAGUGUAAAAAAGGGUUCGCCAGUAAAUCCACCUAUUUGGUGGAUUGAUCCCACAGAUAAGAAAGCUCUGGCUUGUGAUGAUGAAUAUCUAGUUGGAGAGGAAAUACUAGUAGCUCCAGUAAUCAAACAAGGAGCAACAUCAAGAAAUGUAUACUUGCCAAAAGGAGAAUGGACGGACGGUAAUAAUGGUAAAACUUACAAAGGACCUAUGACUCUUAAAGAUUAUCCUGCUGGUAUUGAAAUAUUGCCAUAUUUUUUCUUAAAAUCUUAAAAUCCUGGUAAUAUUGUAUUUUUGUGUUCUGAGUUUAUAAUUUAAAUUUUUUUUUUAAAUACAAAAAUUAAUAAAUAA
Molecule: messenger RNA, 2364 nt
Organism: Psylliodes chrysocephalus
Lineage: Eukaryota; Metazoa; Arthropoda; Insecta; Coleoptera; Chrysomelidae
Source: the annotation of a GenBank genome assembly